This is a messenger RNA of Sciurus carolinensis (gray squirrel), 1084 nucleotides long. It is a transcript of the gene Ifng, whose product is annotated as interferon gamma. The transcript is spliced from 4 exons. The coding region runs from base 19 to 519 and encodes 166 amino acids. Gene Ontology annotation, molecular function: type II interferon receptor binding. Gene Ontology annotation, cellular component: extracellular region. The record is from RefSeq and is a predicted model, not a curated record. NCBI's taxonomy places the organism in Eukaryota, Metazoa, Chordata, Mammalia, Rodentia, Sciuridae. Gene Ontology annotation, biological process: immune response.
CUAACUCUCUCCGAAACAAUGAAAUACACAAGUUAUUUCUUGGCCUUUCAGCUCUGCAUCAUUUUGGGAUCUUCCAGCUGUUACUCCCAAGCCUCAAUUAAUAAAGAAAUAGAAAAUUUAAAAGAAUAUUUUAAUGCAAGUACUUCAGAUGUGGGAGAUGGGGAGCCUCUUUUCUUGGAUAUUAUGAAUAACUGGAAGGAAGAGAGUGACCAAAAAGUAAUUCAGAGCCAAAUUGUCUCUUUCUACUUCAAACUCUUUGAACACUUAAAAAACAACAAGAUCAUCCAAAAGAGCAUGGACACCAUCAAGGAGGACCUGAUUGUUAAGUUCUUCAAUAGCAGUGUCAGCAAACUGGAGGACUUCUUAAAGGUGUCUCAAAUUCAGGUAAAUGACCUGCAGGUCCAGCGCAAAGCAAUCAGUGAGCUCUUCAAAGUGAUGAGUGAUCUGUCACCAAGAUCUACCCUAAGGAAGCGAAAAAGGAGUCAGUCUUCGAUUCUGGGUCGGAGAGCAUCCAAAUAACAGUCCUUAUGCCUGCAAUAUUUGAAUUUUAAAAUCUAAAUCUAUUUAUUAAUAUUUAACAUUAUUUAUAUGGGGAAUAUAUUUUUAGACUCAUCAAAAAAGUAUUUAUAAUAGCAACUUAUGUAAUGAACAUGAAUAUCUAUGUAUUAAUUAUAUGUAUUAUUUAUAAUUCCUGUAUCCUGUAACUAUUUCACUUUACCCUUUAUUGUUUCUGAAAAAUUAGGGAAGAGUAUGUGAUUAAAAGUCUUUAUCUCAGGGAAGGGACCAUCUAAACAGCUGACCUAAGUAAGACCCUGUGGGUUGUGCAUUUAUUUAUACAAGGAACUCUUAUACAUGAAAUGGUACCAUCCAGUUACUGCCUAUUUAAGAACAUGUCUGCAUUCUGAGCCACUGCUUUAAUGGCACAUCAGACAGCACUUGAAUGUGUCGGGUGAUGUGACCCAUGUCCUGAUAACAUUGGCAUCUCAAGAGAUUUCACACCUGGUGCUUCUGAAUAUCGUUGACAACUGUGACUGCACCCAAAUGUAAAGUAACUCACUUGUUCAGUUUAUCAAUACCUAAUGUA